UGUCCUCGCAUUUCAUUACAGGAUACGCUGUGACAUGUGUCCAGCGUGAUCAUGAUAUAAUGCUGUUGAUCUCCCUUAGACAUCUCAUACAUACAUGUUAAACAAUUUCAAUCCAAUAACUAAGGUUGACUCUGCUACUCAAUACUUCUCUGUCACUGGCCAGUCACAGCCCAGUCACAGUUCAUGCAUCAGCCGCGCAUCUGAAGCUGAUCUAGGCAGUGCACUGGAUCCGAAUAAAUGCAGGCUCAAUCAGGUGAUGUUGGCAAGAGUACAAGGACAGUCACUCAUGGCUUUUGACAUGGACGUCGAUUGAUGCAACAGCAAUGCUACUUUGAAACCACACUGUCUACUCAAGUCACUGAAUCGGUUGCAAUGUUGGCGGACAGACAGACUCGGAGUCAAAGGGGGCAAGAGCAUUUCCACAGCUUGCAGAGGAAGCAGGGUUAUGCUCCAGAGUCAAAUUUGGGAAAACUGUCUCAGUUGUUCAGUCGAGCGCUGCCUCAGUAUCUUAUGUGAGAACAUAAAACCUGCUUGUCCAUUGAGGCACUGGACAGAAUCGCUAGGCUGUGCAAUAGCACACUUCAGAAUACAGCAGAUUUUAAGCUAUUAACGUUAUGGCUGCUACCCAACUCCUUCACCUGAGCGAGAAAGUAACAGUGAAAUCUGUACAUAUGCUUUUGAGCCUGUCAGCUCCUACUGCUGCCCCCUCUCAAAGUAUCCACCUGUUGUGCGCCUUUCACUUCUACAAGCCCGACAAUGGCAGCACGUCACAGGUGCAU
Molecule: messenger RNA, 779 nt
Organism: Coccomyxa subellipsoidea C-169
Lineage: Eukaryota; Viridiplantae; Chlorophyta; Trebouxiophyceae; Coccomyxaceae
Exons: 1
Coding region: 95-313 (72 amino acids)
Source: RefSeq, a predicted model, not a curated record